Molecule: messenger RNA, 3943 nt
Organism: Lynx canadensis (Canada lynx)
Lineage: Eukaryota; Metazoa; Chordata; Mammalia; Carnivora; Felidae
Gene: SMUG1
Product: single-strand-selective monofunctional uracil-DNA glycosylase 1
Exons: 4
Coding region: 2280-3098 (272 amino acids)
Biological process (GO): base-excision repair
Molecular function (GO): oxidized pyrimidine nucleobase lesion DNA N-glycosylase activity; single-strand selective uracil DNA N-glycosylase activity
Source: RefSeq, a predicted model, not a curated record
UUAGGAUUGGUCAGGGAAGGUGUCCUGGACAGAGUAUUUGAGGGGAAGGAUUUGGAAGGAUGGGAGAUUAUAGGGCUGGGUAGACUGCACAGCAGAGGAGAGAGAGAAAUAAAAUGGGAAAGCCAUGGAAACACAGGCUUGGGCAGUAAUGGGAAAUGGAAGUGUCUCAAAGCCACUACUAAAGAGUUGUCAGCAAAAUAAAUAAAUAAAUAAAUAAAUAAAUAAGAAUAAAGUUGUUAGCAGAUUCCAGAAGUGCCUCCUUGGAUGUUCUAGAUACUGUCCUUUGAGGGCUGCAAAGAAGAGCUCCUUGGGCAGCAGGAGGACUAGAAAUGGUCUUUUUUCAUUUAAUACCCUCAGGUGAGCUUCGAGAUUGGGGAAUGGUUGAAGCUCCUUGAUUCGCAGUCCUGUUGGGAAAAGUCUUGUCGAUGAACUUUUGGAAGGGUGCUGCCCUUGAAGGCUAGCGGCCAGGACCUCUGAGGUCCUUAAUGAGCCUGGUCUCUCCUAAAGCCUUCUUGAUUUUGCUCUGAUGUAAGGAAUAAACUACAACCCCCAGAGUCACUUAGGGCUAACUUAGCACGCCUUCCGGGGAUUUGAGUAUUUCCGGCGGAAGUUGCCGCCGCUACGCCAAUCUCCUUCCCUAAGCAAAGUAGACUACAAUUCCCUCUGUCCUCCGCGCCCGGGGGCGGGGAAGGGAACCGGAAACCGGAUGGAGAGCUGAACCAGGCUGAGGUCAGAGAACAGAUUGAUGGAUCAAGCUGUUCAGUCAACCCCUGAGGUCCCUUCUGGGAGAAGAGGUUGAGAGGGAGAAGAACCCUGACCCCUGCCCUAUGGGAGGCCCAAACAGGUUGGAAACGUCCAGAGCCUGGCAAGCCCUCAGAAACAAGCAGAAUGCCAAGUGGACAGCUGAACCUUGAGUGAACUCAGGCUGUAGAAAUGGAGAAUUCAUCGGGAAAGACUCCGAGGUAGAAGGUAGUUUUAAACAGGAUUGGAAAAGAUAGAAUGGACAGAGCUGAGCAGGUGUUUGUUGAUUACCUAAUAAAAGCUAGGAUCUUGAAGAUAUAGAGGGAAACUGAACAGGGCACCCUAGGAAGUUGGUUUAAAAUACAGAUUCCCAGGCCUCACACCACACCUUCUCAUGUGUGGGGUGGGACUGGGAAGCCACGGCAAAUGCCAGUGUCCUGAGGUGGGAAGGGACCAAUGGGAUCUCUGGAGCUGCAUCUUGCAGGUUGGGGUACGAUUUGGAUGUGUGGAGAGGCAGAGGGGUCACAGUCCUGGUUGAUUCAAAGAGUGUGUCUGGUCGGAUUUGAAGAGAUGGCGUGUGCAGAGUUUUGGGAGUUGGGGUAGGAAAGGCAUUUUGAAAGCGUGAGUGGAAUGGUCAGGCUGGAACCCUGGGUUUGCGGGGGAAUUGUGAGAAGGAAGAUUGGGAAGAAUUGCCUUUGUAGGCUGUAGAACUUGCCGGAGUGCUCCCUCAGCCUCCUCACCCCCAUCUUCCCCCUUUCUCCUCUGCUUCUCCACUUCCUCCCCACCCCCCCUACCCCCACAUCCCUUAUGUUACUAUUAUUGAGUGGAUAUUAUUAUUCUUAGUAUUUGGAUGAGAAAACCUGAAGCUCUGGCCAUGGUUACAUGGUUGUAAGAGUCUAUUCUGAGUCUGGUAAUCAUCCUACUCACCACUGAGAAUUCUUGACUGUGGGCAAGAAGCUGGGCUGGGUUUGGGUGGGUGGGGGGGGGGGUUGUUGGAUGAGCAGGGUGGCUGACUGAACCGUCUCAGGCAAGAGGAGAUGGGUGGUUAAGAGCGUAGCCUUGAGCCAGACAGAUUGGGUGCAGAUUUCAGCUUCCUUACUUGUUAACCGCAUGACCCUGGGCCAGUUACUUGGUCUUACUAAGCCUCAGUCUUCUCACCUGUAACAUGGGAGCAAUAAUAGUCCCCUCAUGGGGUUGUUAGGGGGACCAAUGAGGUGUACCUGGCACAGAGCAAUUGCUCACCACCUGGAAGCGAUUGUAAUUAGCCUCCUGUAAUUAGUCUCCGGGCUCUGGCUGUGCACCUGCAUCUCAUUCUUCAGCACAUUGGUUUUCAGGACACAGCCCAUCCUGGCUACGCUUGUUUUAUUAAGGGUGACAUUAGAGGCGCUGGAAGUUUGCCACCAGUAAAUAUAUGCUGAACACCUACCAUGGGUCUGGCAUGGCCUAGGAACUAGUGACUCAAGACCUAUGCCUGAUGGAAAGGAGGUUUGGAGUUUGGAGUGGGGGACGAUGGCUUAGUCUAACCAGGUGGCAGUGAUAUGGCUUUGCCCCAGGCUUAUCCACUGGGGCCCCUCCAUGAACCUGCGAGUGCCCUAAUGGAGCCCCAGCCUUGCCCUCAAAACUUGGCUGAAGGCUUCCUGGAGGAGGAGCUUCGGCUCAGCGCUGAACUGAGCCAGCUGCGGUUCUCAGAGCCCGUGGGCAUCAUCUACAAUCCUGUGGAGUAUGCGUGGGAGCCACACCAUAGCUAUGUGACCCGCUACUGCCAGGGCCCCAAGGAAGUGCUGUUCCUGGGCAUGAACCCAGGACCCUUUGGCAUGGCCCAGACCGGGGUGCCCUUUGGGGAAGUGAACGUAGUCCGGGACUGGUUGGGCAUCGGGGGGCAUGUGUUGACCCCUCCCCAAGAGCACCCUAAGCGACCAGUGCUGGGACUGGAGUGCCCUCAGUCAGAGGUGAGCGGUGCCCGGUUCUGGGGCCUUUUCCGGAAACUGUGUGGACAGCCUGAAGUCUUCUUCCGUCACUGUUUUGUCCACAAUCUGUGUCCUCUGCUCUUCCUGACCCCCAGUGGGCGCAACGUCACUCCCGCUGAGCUACCUGCCGAGCAGCGAGAACAGCUUCUUGGGGCCUGUGACGCGGCCCUCCGCCGGCAGGUGCAGCUGCUGGGGGUGCGGCUGGUGGUGGGAGUGGGGCGGCUGGCAGAGCAGCGGGCACGGCGGGCUCUGGCAGGCCCGAUGCCUGUGGUCCGGGUGGAGGGGCUCCUGCACCCCUCACCUCGUAGCCCUCAAGCCAACAGGGGCUGGGAGGCUGUGGCCAAGGAGAGACUGAAUGAACUGGGGCUGCUGCCGCUGCUAAUGAAAUAAGUGCCCACGUGGCCCGGCACGGGACACGUUCAAGGUCCCCAAGUCAUUCUGGGGCAAGCCACGUGCUUCCUGGACCGGAGCAACAGAGUCUUCCCGGGCUCCCUCCCUGGUUGCUGGGACCUGGCGUGGCCGUUUUGACACUACUCUGGCUUGCUGCUUCCUUCACCUUCCUUCCAGCACUGCCUCUGGUCGUGUGGUAACCAACUCCACAGAGACCUGCCAUCUGCAAACUGCUCUACCUCAGUGUUCCCUUGGGAGCCUCUGGUCAGCUGAGAGUGACUUCUGAGGUCGUGUUUGCUGUGUUAGAGAAAAGAUCCUGCCAGGAUCCCCACCCGUCCUCAUAGAACAGCUUCCUUCAAGCUGAGCCUUUUCCUCACAGGGACCAGGACAAAGCGAGAGGCAUGGAUGUUAAGAGGAAACUUCCCCACGGGAGACUGAGGCUGGGUCAGAGAAAGAAUUCAGUGUGGCAGAGUGGGGAAAGACCAGAAGACCCGGAUUUUCAUCUCGGCUUUGAGACUUUACGGCUUUGGGCAAAUCAGUGAACCUCUCCAAGCCUCAGGAUCCUCAUCUGUAAAACGAGGAUCCCUAACUCAUGCGGUUGGUGUGGGGAUUAAGUGAGGGAACACUUGAAAGUGGCUUGCGUAGUGCCAGGCAGGUGGGUGCUUGUUAAUCUCGCUUUCUUGCCUCUUGGGUGGGGCAUUGCUAUAUCACACUACAGCGGGAGCUCCUGCGCUCUGCAGACCUUGCUGGGUGAGGGGCAGAUUCUUGCUCUGCCUGAGAUGGACCAGUCACUUCAUGAAACCCCCAGCCUGUGAUUUUUAGUCUAAGCAUGAAAAGUUCCUAAA